Vigna radiata var. radiata (mung bean) is the source of this 4899-nucleotide messenger RNA. Its product is annotated as TMV resistance protein N-like. Gene Ontology annotation, molecular function: ADP binding. The coding region runs from base 76 to 3969 and encodes 1297 amino acids. The transcript has 5 exons. Lineage: Eukaryota; Viridiplantae; Streptophyta; Magnoliopsida; Fabales; Fabaceae. Gene Ontology annotation, biological process: signal transduction; defense response. The record is from RefSeq and is a predicted model, not a curated record.
CAGCUUCCAGGAACCUUACUUCCAUGUUAAAUAGAUACUCUGCUCUAUCCUUAGUCGUAGUUUGGUUUUUUUAAGAUGGAAAAACAUGGUGAGGAAGAAGAGUGUUCUCGCUAUGAUGUGUUCAUUAGUUUUAGAGGUGAAGAUAUUAGGCAUACCUUUCUACGGCAGCUCCGUGAAGGGUUGGGGAGGAGGGGAAUACUCAGUUUCCAUGAUGACAGGGAUAUGAGAAUAGGGACAGAUCUUUCAAUUGCUCUGCAUGAGGCCAUUGAAGAAUCUAAUGUUUUCAUAGUUGUGUUUUCUGAGAACUAUGCAUCUUCCACAUGGUGUCUGGAUGAACUUGUUAAGAUUAUCCACCGCAGCCAUACGAACAUUAAGCAAGUUGUUCUUCCAGUGUUCUACCAUGUAGAUCCCUCAGAUAUACAGAAAAUGAGAAAUAGUUUCAGAAAACACAUGGAGGCACACGAAAAAGAGUUUGGAAAAGAGUCGCAGAGAAUGCAGGCUUGGAGGUCUGCUUUGUCUCAAGCAGCUAACUUGCCACGGAUGCAUAUUACCACCACCACCGGAUUUGAAAAGGAUUAUAUUGAAGAAAUUGUUGGGAAGGUCCAAAUGAAUCUAUGUCGUAAACCUUUAUAUACUGGUCAGAACCCUCUUGGACUUGAGCCCCACAUAGAAAAGGUUAUGUCACUUUUGGACAUUGAUGACAACACUGUAAAAAUGUUGAGCAUAUAUGGACUUGGUGGAAUUGGAAAAACGGAACUUGCCAAAGCUUUGUAUAACAAAAUUGUGCGACACUUUGAUGCUGCAAGUUUUCUUGCCGGUGUUAGAGAAAAAUCAAACACAAUCAAUGGCAUGGAAGAUCUACAGAAGACACUUUUAUCUGAGAUGUUUGAGGAGUCCGAAACUAAGUUGGGAAGUACCAAUAAAGGAAUUUAUGAAAUAAAACCAAAGAAGAAAGUUCUUUUGGUUCUUGACGACGUUGAUGAUAAAGAAAAGUUAGAAAAGUUGGCAGGAGGGUGUGAUUGGUUUGGUCCAGGUAGUAGGAUCAUUAUAACGACAAGGGAAAGAGAUCUCCUAAUUGUUGGAAAUGUUUAUGAAAUGAAGGAACUUGAUGAACAACAUUCUUUGGAGCUCUUUUGUUGGAAUGCCUUCGGACAAGGUUGUCCUAAAACUGGUUUUGAAGAUGUGUCUAUGCGUGCUGUAAAUUACGCUAAAGGUCUUCCACUGGCUUUAAAAGUGCUAGGCUCUGAUUUAGCUACUCUUCAUGGAGAAAGUUUAGAUGCUUGGGAAGAUGCACUGGAAGAAUAUAAGAAGACUCCAAAUAAAAAGAUUCAAGAUAAUGUGCUUCAAGUAUGCUACGAUAGAUUGGAUUAUAAUGCCAAACAAGUUUUCUUGGACAUAGCUUGCUUCUUUAAAGGGGAGAAAGUGGAAUACGUGAACGAAAUACUUGAGGAAUUUUAUUCAGAAUCCAAAAUGAAAGAACUUGUUAAUAAAUCUCUCAUAACUAUCGAGAAUGGCUGCCUCAAGAUGCAUGAUCUAAUACAAGAUAUGGGUAGACAGAUUGUUAGGCAGGAAGCACCAAAUCCUGGUGAACGUAGCAGAAUAUGGGAUUAUGAAGAUGUUCUUCAAAUACUAACCGAAGAUUCAGGAAGUGAUAAGAUUCAAGGGAUUAUGCUUGAUCCUCCUCAGCAAGAAAAGGUAAAAUGGAGUGGUACUGAGUUUCAGAAAAUGAAAUGCCUCAGAAUUCUCAUUGUUCGAAACACAUCCUUUUCAUCUGAACCUGAACAUUUACCGAAUCAUUUAAGACUGCUUGACUGGGACAACUAUCCUUCAAAUUCUUUCCCAACAAAAUUUCAUCCAAAGAAAAUCGUUGUUUUCAAUUUGCCUAGAAGUUCUCUAACAUUGGAAGAGCUGUCAUUCAAGAAAUUUCCAUGCUUGACUAAUAUGGACUUUUCAUAUAACCAACGUAUCAUUGAAAUACCUGAUGUGUCCGAACUUCAGAAUCUAAGAGAACUGAGACUUGAUCAUUGUAGAAACCUAAUUGCAGUCCAUGAAUCUGUUGGAUUUUUGAAAAGGCUUUCUCAUUUAAGUGUUUCAGAAUGCACAAAACUUCAAAUUUUCAUGUCCAGAAUGUUUCUACCAUCUCUAGAAGUCUUUGACCUCAACUUAUGUGAAAGCAUUGAUCAUUUCCCAGAGAUAAUGCAAGAAAUGACCAAGUCACUGAAGAUUAAAAUGAAAAAUACGGGUAUUCAAGAGCUUCCAGAAUCCAUCAGUAAUCUUACUGGGCUUGUUUCUAUAGACAUAUCGAGUAAUAAGGAACUUAAGUAUUUACCAAGGAGCGUAUUCAUGUUGCCAAACUUAGAAGAAUUGAUUGUUUCAGAGAACAAUUUUGUAUCUAUCCCUUCGUGCAUCAAGCAAUGUGGUGACUGGACAAGUCUCGAUUUGAAUGGAAGCAAGAAGCUUAAAAAAAUUUCUGAACCCACCAGCUUGAGAAUUCUUGAUGUUCAUCAUUGUUUAGACCUUGAAGAAAUUUCAGAGUUGCCGUCCACUGUUCAGAAAGUAGAUGCAAGAUUUUGUUUCAAGUUAACAAAAGAGACAUCAAACAUGCUAUGGUGUCAGGUGAAGAAAGGGGUUGGUGGAAUUGAAAUGGUGAUGCCAUUUUUAACUGAGAUUCCAGAAUGGUUUAACUUCGUGGGAGUCGAAAGGAUUCCUGGUUUUUGGGUUCGUGGCAAGUUUCCUAACAUUGUUCUAGCCAUGAUCUUCCACUUCGAAAAUCCAAAUCAAAGGGAGGAAUAUGGUCGCCGUCACCUUGUUGAUCUGCGUCUACUUAUCAACGGUCGAUAUGCUCCUCGCAAAGGGUAUCAGAACUUUAGAAUUGAAGCAGAACACAUCUUGGUGUGUGAUUUACGAGUUUUGUUCAGUGAGAAGGAGUGGUUUGGCCUUGAUGCACUUCUGGAGGAUGAGUGGAAUCUGGUUGAGGUUGCGUAUGAUGCGACUUCGUCCUUGAUGAUAAGUGGUUGGGGAGCUUUUGUGUAUGAAGAAGAAAUCAACAUGGAACAUCUCCUAUUUACUUAUCCCUAUCCCGUGAUUGUCAACGAAGCUUCAACCUCUGGCCAUAUGGAAAGUGAGGAGGAGGAAAAAGGCUACUUUGCUUAUCUGGAAGGAAUAGCGUGGGAAACAUUGUAUGAAGGAGUGAGGGAUGGACUUUUUGAGGCAAGGAAUAGAUUUCCUUCUAUGGAUAUUGAUGAAAUCUUUACAGCUACCUUGGAGAAGGGUCCUAGGAUUGAAUGGACAGCUGAAGGGAUGGAGCUAAUACCGUCAGCUGAACAUAGGACAUACUUCAAUGGAAUUUACUCCGGACUCUUAGAAGCAAAGCUGAGGUUUCCUGAUUUGGACGUGUGGGCAACACUAAAUACUGUGGCAAAUAGGAGAGGGAUUAAAGGAACUUUCGAAUCACCCUUACAACAAAAUCUGUGGAUUCCUCGAUUGGAUUGGAGUACAGUGACACUUCCUCCCUCUCACGACCCUUUGAUGCAAAUAUUCAUGAUGAUGAUGAAGCAGCAAAGUACUUCGGAAUCCGAACUCAAAACUAAAACCUUCUGGAAGUUGAAGGAGAGCCACCAAAUUCUCCGCAACAGAUUAUCACAUAAAACUGCUCCUCAGAACUCAGCCAGCUCUUCGAAAAAUCAAUAUGACGAACUGAUUCAGAAAUUCAACAUGCAAUAUGAUGCGUUUGUUGGGAAGAGACUAGACAACCUUUAUGGUGUGGCAAAGUAUGANANGGAUAGUGNUGUUUUGAAAGAAAGAGCUGAAGAAUUAGAGAGGGUAUUGGAUGCUGUUGUUGGGAGGCUCCAAAAUUCAGAAGAGUUUGGAGAUGUAAUGACUGCAAUGUUCUUGAAUGGAGUCAGGGAUGGAAUCCUUGAAGCACGGGCCAUCUUAGUUGCUCUCCGCACGGAGGAUAAAAAAAAAUGAUUGUUCAAGAGGACGAGGCUCACCAAGCUCAUUUGGGAUAGGAGGUGCAGCAGCCUGUUAUCCCUCCACUGUCAAGAACCGGAGGUUGUCGCUGCUCUGUGAAACCAGCCUCACGCGGUGCCCUCCUGUCCAGUAACCAGGAAACCCAUGCCUUCGCAAAGGACCCAUGGCUCAACUCUCAACUUGGAUUGGGCAAGCCAGCAAGUUGCAACCUCCAGACCAGCUUAGCAAGCCAUAGCCUUGUUCAAUCACCUUGAUGCCCCCACACAGGUCAUAAGCUGGCGUUACCCAGCUCGGCGAACUGACAUGUUUGUCAGAAGAUUUAUAAAGACUAGUUUGUCUAAUAUUCUUAACGACAUGGGACUUCCAAAUGGUAAUAUUAAGUUGGAGAUUGCUGAGCAUCUGCUAUGUUCUUUUGGAGCACAUAUAAAAAAUAACAAACUUUCUAAUCUCAUGCUGAUUGCUUCUGCUUCAUCUGAGAAGCUGAGCAUGGGUGAAGUGUUGUUGACCUUGUGCUGCAAAUGGACCUUUUGAAUUUGCUUCUUCAUCUUCUUCCUCACAUCUAAGUAUUCCACACUUUCAAUUCAACCGAGAAUCCGGUUUCAUUGUCUUUCUUUCUUCUCAUGACUGACAUUAAGUCGCACAUGCUUUCCUUUCAUUGCUGAAGACAAAGAUGCUCGAUGACAAAGAAAAGGGACACACAGAUUCACCCGAAAAAGAAAAAGAGGAGAGAAAUCAAAUCUUGAACAUAAACUAUUCAUAUCAUAUAGAAUUGUAUAUGUUCUACAUUAAUUAUGUAUCUAUUGUUGUCAUUUUUUUAAUGCUUCCUAUUUUCGAUUGACUACUUUGUUUGUUUGCUUAUUGUUUGCGGAGACAUUGUUAUAUAGUGGUUGCACAUUAUGGAUAUACUUUCUUGUUUCAGAUGAAUAA